AUGGUUGACUCAUCCCUACCAUACGGUCAAGAGAAGCUCGCGGCGGAGAAGAAGAAAGGCGCUGCGAAGAGAGCUUCUUCCAUUGCCUUCAACAACGAGCAACACCAGCCAGGCGCAGCUCAGCGCGAACAGGACGACCAAACGUCCAGCCCCAUCAAGAAGCGCAAGCGCACUCCGUCGCGCAAAGUUGCAGAGUCCAUGAACGCGCCACCAACAACUGCUCCUGUCGCCCCAAUGACUGCGAGCAGCCAUGACUCUGAAGAUCAAGACAUACCGCGUGAAGGUCGCCUUGGAGGUCUUAUGGCACAGUUGAAUGCCGCGUACCAGACGGUCCAGACCGAGCAGCAGGAAGCUAUCAUUCUGGUUCGGAACCUCAAGCGCGAGAACAAGGAGCUGGAGGAUAAGGUUGAGGCCUUGGAGCGCGGGGCAAAGGAUACGGAGAAGACUAUGAUCAACAUCGCCGACCUCCAGCAAGCUGUCAACGAGAGGGACGAGGCCCUUGCGAAGCUCGAGAGCGACAACGAGGAGAUUCACAAGGCAAAGGCGAAGAUGAAAGACGACCACGACGAGGCCAUGGGAAAGAUGAAGAGCGACUACGAGGAUACCAUGGAGGAGAUGAAGAAGGCUCAGAGUGAUCUCGCUGCCAUACGUGUGACGCUGAAGUCUUUCGUAGGUUGGUUCGCUGGGAGCACCGCAGAGGCAAUCGAGCGGAUCACAAAGAUGUUGGCCUAG
Molecule: messenger RNA, 732 nt
Organism: Zymoseptoria tritici IPO323
Lineage: Eukaryota; Fungi; Ascomycota; Dothideomycetes; Mycosphaerellales; Mycosphaerellaceae
Exons: 1
Coding region: 1-732 (243 amino acids)
Source: RefSeq, a predicted model, not a curated record